AUGGUAACGAAGAAUAUUCUCCCAGAAUAUUUCGAUGUUGUGAUUUUGGGCACUGGACUUCCGGAAUGUAUUAUUGCUGCUGCGUGUGCUCGUUCUGGCCUCAGUGUCUUGCAUCUAGAUCGGAAUGAUUAUUACGGUGGUUUAUGGGCAUCCUUCAAUCUGCAGCAAAUUCAUCAUUGGUUAGAAAAUGAAAGUAAGGAAGGUGGUGAAAUUUAUGACAGCUCAUCUUUUCUGCAAGAUGGUGAAAAGUUCGUCGCUGCCAGUUGUCGAUCUUUCGUUGAGAAAAUUAGAUAUGAUUUUGAUAAUUGGAAAGCUGAUGAACUGGACUUGCGUUUGCAAAAUAUUGAUUUUCAGUGGCGAAAAUUCAGUCUGGAUCUCUUGCCGAAGAUACUGUUAAGUAGAGGAAAUAUGGUUAAACUAUUGUGUGACUCAAGCGUAGCCAGGUAUUGUGAAUUCAAGUCUGUCGAUCGAUUUUUGUGUUUUUCAUCACAAGAAGAUUUGAGUCCACUUUUAGUGGUCCCAUGUUCACGUGGAGAAAUAUUCAGGAGCGAUAUCCUCUCGACUUUGGAUAAACGAAGAAUAAUGAGAUUUCUGCAAAACUGUAUCAAGUGGAGGAAAAACGAUAAUGAAACCAACUUUUGGGAAGAAUAUACCGAGAAGCCAUUUGGGACUUUCAUUGAGUCUUUUGGAAUAACGGGUCGUGUAAAAAGUAUAAUUACUGAUACUUUGGGGAUCUUGCAUUCUUCAGCCAACACCAGAGAGGGUUUGGAAGCAGUGUGUGAAUUUAUGGAAUCCGUCGGACGUUAUGCUGAUUCACCAUUUCUCUGGACUCUCUUUGGUAGUGGAGAGUUACCACAAGGUUUUGCUCGUCUGUGCGCUCUUUUCGGUGGAAUUUAUUGCUUGAAUCGUUCAGUUGAAGGCUUCAUUAUCUCUAAUAAAAGAAUAGAAGCGGUCCUAACAGAAGGACAGCGGAUAAACUGUAAGCAUGUUAUCACAAACCGGACAUAUUUACCAGAGCAAUAUUUAAGUUCAAUGUCACAAAAACGAAUUAAUAGAACUAUUCUAAUUUCCGAUCAAUCUAUUUUACCGGAUCCAGAGAAAGAACACAUCAGUUUAUUGAAUCUCGUCAGUUUCGAAAAUGAUGCAUCUCCUUAUUUGUUAGAAGUUGGAUAUGAAGGCUGUGCAGCACCAAAAGGAAAAUAUAUUACGCAUAUUACUGCUCGAAGCCAAUGCGAUUCUUAUACUAUUUUGAAUCCCAUCGUCGAGCGUUUGUUUGAAGUCGCAGGAAAUGUUUUUUCUUUUGAAAAAGAAAUCAGCACUGUUUUUACAGAUCAGAAACCACAAAUAAUGUGGUCUCUUUAUUUCGAUGUGGCUGAACCGUUACUGAUGUUGGAAGGCAUACCAAUUAAUAUGGGCAUUGUUCCAUGUGUCGAUGAACAUUUGAAUUAUGACCUUGUCGUUUGUGAAGUGAGAUUAUUCAAGGCAAAGAAAAUAUUCAAAGAGUUUUGGCCAGACUAUGAUUUUUUACCUCCGUCGUUAAGCGGUGAUGACGAUGAUGAACUAGAAAAGCAGAUUGAUAUUGAAAAUUUUGAAGAAAACGAUUACUCAUCCAGCUCAAGGAUUUUCGAACAGACCUGA
This is a messenger RNA of Thelazia callipaeda (thelaziosis nematode), 1638 nucleotides long. The record is from the annotation of a GenBank genome assembly. NCBI's taxonomy places the organism in Eukaryota, Metazoa, Nematoda, Chromadorea, Rhabditida, Thelaziidae.